This is a messenger RNA of Oryza sativa Japonica Group (Japanese rice), 3279 nucleotides long. Its product is annotated as glutamate receptor 2.8. Gene Ontology annotation, cellular component: plasma membrane. Gene Ontology annotation, molecular function: G protein-coupled receptor activity; ligand-gated monoatomic ion channel activity. Lineage: Eukaryota; Viridiplantae; Streptophyta; Magnoliopsida; Poales; Poaceae. Gene Ontology annotation, biological process: G protein-coupled receptor signaling pathway. The record is from RefSeq and is a predicted model, not a curated record.
AAUCCAGGCCUUUAUUCACAAAUCAAUAAAUUUUUUAUAAGGACCGCAAGCAACCUGACAGAUGGCUCAAAAGGAUCUAUAAAUAAACGCCAUAGCCAACAGGGCAAAGAGAUUCUUCUGCAGACGACCUCAUACUACCUGAAGAAAAAUGGCAGCAUGUGCUAGAACUGCACCGCUCCUACUCUUGUUAGCAUUCAGCUUUGCAUUUGCUGGAAGUGUUACAGAAAGAAAGGCAGAGGAAUUCCAUGUUGGGGUGGUACUUGACCUGGGGACGACGGUGGCCAAGGUCGCACGCACAAGCAUGUCGUUGGCCGUGGAAGAUUUCAAUGCCGUCCAUCCAAGCUACACCACACGGCUCGUCCUCCACGUCAGGGAUUCCAUGGGUGAUGAUGUCCAAGCUGCAUCUGCAGUUCUUGAUUUGCUGGAGAAUCACAAAGUCCAAACUAUUGUUGGUCCACAGAAAUCUUCUCAAGCUACAUUUGUAUCAGCUCUUGGAAAUAAAUGUCAAAUUCCAAUUAUCUCAUUCACAGCAACAAGCCCCACAUUGUCCUCGCGCACUCUUCCUUAUUUUGUGCGCGCAACGCUGAAUGAUUCAGCACAAGUGAAUAGCAUUGUCUCCAUGAUUAAGGCCUAUGGAUGGAGAGAGGUGGUGCCUAUCUAUGUAGAUAACGAUUACGGUAGGGGUAUUAUACCUUCCCUUGUUGAUGCCCUCCAACAGAUAGAUGUUCAUGUUCCAUAUCAGAGUGAGAUAGAUCAAUCAUCAACAAGUGAAGAAAUCACACAAGAACUCUACAAGCUGAUGACAAUGCAGACAAGGGUAUAUGUUGUUCAUAUGUCCCCUUCAUUGGGAUCAGUCCUCUUUACAAAGGCAAAAGAGAUUGGGAUGAUGAGCGAAGGGACUGUAUGGAUCAUAACAGAUGGACUAACCAACCUAAUAGACUCACUUAAUCCUUCAGUUGUGGAAGCAAUGAAUGGUGCCUUGGGGGUUAAGGUUUAUGUACCAAUUUCAACAGAGCUAGAUAGCUUCACCAAGAGAUGGUAUAUGAGGUCCCGAAUUGAUCACCCAAACGAUCCAACAAUGAAACUGAACAUCUUUGGACUAUGGGCUUAUGAUUCUAUCUGGGCGAUAGCACAAGCAGCGGAGAUGUCCAAGGUUAGAAAAGCAAUGUUUCAGAGACCGUCCAGCGAGAAAAACUUGACAAAUUUGGAAACAUUACAAACUUCAAUUAAUGGUCCAGCACUUCGGAAGGCAAUGUUGCAAAAUAAAUUUAGAGGUUUAAGUGGCUAUUUUGACCUUUCAGAUGGGCAGCUACAAGUUUCCACAUUUCGAAUAAUAAAUGUAGCCGGGAAAGGAUAUCGAGAAAUUGGGUUCUGGACUGCUCGAAAUGGAAUUUCAAAGGCAUUAGAGCAGAAGAGAUCACAUCCAACUUAUGAGAGUACUAAACCUGAUUUGAACAUCGUUAUUUGGCCGGGAGAGGUAACAGAGCUACCAAGGGGCUGGGAACUCGCAGUACGAGGAAAGAAACUUCAAGUUGGUGUAGUCAAAGGCCACUAUCCAGAAUAUAUAGAUGCUGAUGAAGAUCCCAUCACAGGUGUUACUACAGCUAGGGGUCUUGCAAUUGACGUAUUUGAAGAGGCUGUCAAAAGACUUCCUUAUGCCCUCGCUUAUGAAUACAAAUUGUUUAACAUCACAGGGAUUGCCAGUUCAAGCUAUGAUGAGUUUGUCUACCAAGUUUAUCUCAAGAAAUACGAUAUAGCAGUUGGAGACAUAGCAAUUAGGUACAACAGAAGUUUAUAUGUCGACUUCACUCUGCCAUACACAGAGUCAGGGGUAGCAAUGGUUGUUCCUGUCAGGGAAAGUAUAAACAAGAAUGCUUGGAUUUUCUUGAAGCCAUUAACGCCUGGCAUGUGGUUUGGAACAAUCAUGGUCGUUAUCUAUACAGGAGUUGUCAUAUGGCUGUUGGAACUUCUAGGAAACAACAAGAAUGUGGAUGCUACUAUUUCCAGACAGUCGAUGACAUCAAUCUACUUUUCUAUGUUUGAAGAUAAGGAGAAGGUGAAACGCCUAAUAUCACGGAUAGUGUUGGUCGUAUGGCUGUUUUUCAUUCUAGUACUUAAGUCAAGUUACACUGCAAGCUUGACUUCAAUGUUAACUGUGCAACAGCUCCAACCAACUGCACAUGAUGUUCAUGAACUCCUAAAAAAUGGUGAAUACAUAGGGUGUGGGAGUGGCUCUUUUGUCAUGGGUCUUCUGGAAGAACUUGGCUUUCCCAGAUCGAUGAUCAAGCCUUAUCAUAACCCUGAGGAUAUUCACAACGCACUCUCCAGAGGAAGCAAAAAUGGUGGGAUUGCUGCUCUGGUGGGUGAAAUUCCAUAUAUCAAAUUAUUUCUCGCAAAGAACUGCAAGAGGUACACAAUGAUUGGACCAAUUUAUAAAACUGCUGGUUUUGGAUAUGCAUUUCCAAAGGGAUCCCCUCUAGUUGGAGACAUCUCACAGGCAAUCCUCAAUAUAACAGGGGGAGACACUAUAAUUCAAAUUGAACAGAAAUGGGUGCGAGAUAAGAACAGUUGCCAGAAUGAAGGCUCCAUCAUUGGUUCAGGGAGUCUCACCUUUGCCAGUUUUGAAGGACCAAUCAUCCUUACCGGAGUUGUCUCGACUUCUUCUCUCUUGGUCGCCUUAAUAAUGUAUUUCUACAGAAACAAAAAAAUAAAACCUCACCACAGUGACUCAGAGCAAAUCUCUUCACAUGGAGAAAACGAACGAUGAAAAAUGACAGAUGAUAGAAGAAACCAAGAGCCAAAGGGAAACAUUUCAUGAAUUGACAAAUAAGCAUGGGAUUUUAUAGGGGGGGUGCUCCUGGCUCACUAGCAGACAGUCUCAAGUUUGGCUCAGUUUUAGCACCAUUGAAUAUGUGUGCCCCCUCCCACGCCUUAGACCAGAAAUUGAUACAGUAUAUGCUAUGUCAAUUAUUUGCUGUAUUGAGCUCCCUAAACAAUACGCAAAUUGUAGCAAAGUUCAAAGAUAAAGCCAAGAAUUUUUUGUUGUUAGUGCUGAUGUCUGCAGUAGGUGGCAAGAAAUGUGUUAGCCAAGAAAUCUGCAGUAGGUGGCAAGGCAGUGGUGAUAUAUGUUCAUGACAAGUUGACAACAUAGAAUGAAGAGUAACCAAUACUUAGUGGCUGAAUGUUGAUAUGAUUCAUGUGUUGAAGUGUUGAACAAUGAGUAUGGGUGGUGGCGUGCAGACUAGCCAAGCAAUUGGGAGAAAUUUUCCUGUUAUGUCC